This is a messenger RNA of Acanthoscelides obtectus, 704 nucleotides long. NCBI's taxonomy places the organism in Eukaryota, Metazoa, Arthropoda, Insecta, Coleoptera, Chrysomelidae. The record is from the annotation of a GenBank genome assembly.
GUUCAGUUUCGUCUAGCGACGUGAGGAGAACGUAUCUAUACGUCGCUUUCGUCGAAGUCGACGUUCCGUGCUCGGUAGACACUCGAUAGUGACAAGUGCGUCGCGAAACCCUCGUUUCCUCUCCUAAAGUGUGCCGGUUCCCUGUCAAACUGUGGUGCGAAAUGGAACCGCCGGGAGGGAGAGACUCCCGUUUCAAUCUGGGAUACAGCAUGAACCUCCUUUCUGGGGAAACAGCCCCUGACAUCUACGGUCGGCCUUCCACCAGCUUGCAACAGCUUUCUCCAAGGCACACGAUGGUGUCCAGCGCUUGUGGGGGCAGAUCCUCGGUGCUCAAAUCGGACAUGUACGAUGACAGGGCCGGUAACCAAGGGAUCUCCCAGCAAGGCAUGGGCGGUUUAGAUUCAUGCGGGGUUAACGACAUCAACGAUGAACCUUACGGUGCUAUGCAGUCCAAGAAAUCACCGCCUAGUAAUGGCAAGAAGACCAAAGGCCGUGUCAAGAUCAAAAUGGAGUAUAUCGAGAACAAACUCAGGCGGUAUACGACGUUCUCGAAGAGAAAGACCGGAAUUAUGAAAAAGGUGAGAGACCUAACCUCAAAUUUAGAGAAUAUCCGGGCUGCCGGGAUACAAUCAUUCGUUCGUCGUCUAUUUACAUCUCAUGGUAGUCACAUUUGCUCGUAUUGUCACGCGGAAGUAACUGUAUGA